Necator americanus (New World hookworm) is the source of this 441-nucleotide messenger RNA. RefSeq lists its product as uncharacterized. Bases 1 to 441 code for a protein of 146 amino acids. The transcript is spliced from 5 exons. NCBI's taxonomy places the organism in Eukaryota, Metazoa, Nematoda, Chromadorea, Rhabditida, Ancylostomatidae. The record is from RefSeq and is a predicted model, not a curated record. Gene Ontology annotation, cellular component: intracellular membrane-bounded organelle; cytoplasm. Gene Ontology annotation, molecular function: oxidoreductase activity, acting on paired donors, with incorporation or reduction of molecular oxygen, reduced flavin or flavoprotein as one donor, and incorporation of one atom of oxygen; heme binding; iron ion binding. Gene Ontology annotation, biological process: xenobiotic metabolic process.
AUGUGGAGCGUAUUCUAUGGAGAUGAUGAAACAGAAGGUGACGGUAUUAUUUUAUCUGAAGGUGGACGGUGGUACCAGAAUCGAGAGCUGGCACUGAGGAUCUUUAAAGCAUUCAACUUGAGCGGCGAUGAACUAGAGGCUAGAGUAAGAAUUCAUGUCGACUACCUGGAGCACUAUAUUGAUGCAGAGAUAGGAACAAAUAAGAAAAACGAAAUCUUCUCCGUGUCAUGUGGAAUUGCUUACUGUGUUGGAAAUAUUAUUCAAGAUCUUGUACUUGGGAAAUCGCAUCCAUACGGAGAUCCUGAAUUCGAUUAUCUGAGACGUCUAAUCGACUCUACCUUACAUGACAGGGUUGCACUUCACCUGAACGAGAAGCUGAAGGCUGAGAAAAUGGAAUGGCGACCGUUUCCCAACCCAGAGCCUCAAUAUGGCGGGGAGUAG